This is a messenger RNA of Helianthus annuus (common sunflower), 531 nucleotides long. RefSeq lists its product as uncharacterized. The record is from RefSeq and is a predicted model, not a curated record. The coding region runs from base 1 to 531 and encodes 176 amino acids. The transcript is spliced from 2 exons. Lineage: Eukaryota; Viridiplantae; Streptophyta; Magnoliopsida; Asterales; Asteraceae.
AUGGCGCCAUAUGAAAUGUUGUACGGUAGAAAGUGUAGAACCCCUGUAUGCUGGGGAGAAAUCGGGCAACGAGAACUCGCUCCUAAAGAUGUUGUGGCGAUAACGAAUGAGAAAAUUGAUCAAGUACGGGCUCGUUUGAAGGCAGCACAGGACCGACAAAAAUCUUAUGCAGAUAAAAGAAGGCGCCCUAUUGAAUUUCAAGAAGGGGAUCGGGUGUUCCUAAAAGUCUCGCCGUGGAAUGAGUUACCUCCAGCUUUAGAUGGAAUCCAUAACACUUUUCACGUGUCUCAAUUAAGGAAAUGUCUAGCGGAUGAAACGGCAUAUGUGCCACUUGACGAUAUCGAGAUGGAUGAGAAAAUGAACAAUGUUGAAAGGCCGAUGGCUAUUAAAGAUUCCAAAAUAAGGCAUCUACAAAACAAAGCCAUUCGACAAGUUCUAGUUCAAUUGCAACACCGGAAAGGAUCGGAUUUAACAUGGGAAUCGGAAGAUGAAAUGCGAAAGCACUACCCGUCUUUAUUUGGUACGUAUUAG